CCUCCACAUCUCUAUCCGAACCAAAUUCCCUUUCUCAGUUCUCUUCUUCCCUUCCCUCCCUCGUCUUCCUGCUUUCAUUUAUUUCUGCACUUCUCUCUCAUCAUCAUCAUCAUCAUCAUCUUCUUCGUUUGCUUCAAUCAGAUCUGUUUUUGGAUUCUACCCUUUUCAUCUUCAUCCUCUCAGUUGAAUCAGCUUCUUCAGAUUCACUGAUUCAACCCUUUUCUCAUCUUCUUCUAUCUAGACUUUUCCCACCCACCCACCUUUAAAAAGAACAGUUUUGAUCGAUUUCCCUGUUUCAAUUAAGGGAAAAUUCCAGAUUUUGAACUCGACCCGAAUUGCGAUGGCCACUUCUCGAGCUACCCAUCAGGCAACGGAGGCGAUCGUUUCUCAGGAACAGAGGCAGAAGCAGCAACAGCAGCAGAUGCAGUCGUCUCUUAAGCAUCAACUGCCGUUUGCGUCAACAAAGCCGCCGUUUGCUGACUAUCAUACUUUCUCUCGUUCGACUGAUGACAACCGGUUAAAAGAAACGGAGACCAUUGUUGUUAAAUCACCGCCAGUAAAACGCAAAACAGCAAUAGCAGGACCAGAAGCUGAGUCUUACCAUGGUAACUCCAUUGCAAGAUACUCGGACGCUGAUAUAACUCAUCUCAAAACACCUGUGUCAGUUAAAGGUAACAAAAUCCAGAAGUUGCCCAAGGCACCAAAGUCAAACAGAUCAAGGCCUCAAACUCCAGCACCCGAUAUAGGCACUCCUUCAGGCCACAAUGCCACGACAGUGGGUCCCUGCCGUUAUGAUAGCUCUCUGGGACUCUUGACAAAAAAGUUCAUCAAUCUGAUAAAACAUGCUGAGGAUGGUAUUCUUGAUCUGAAUAGAGCUGCUGAUAUUCUAGAGGUACAAAAGAGGCGAAUAUAUGAUAUAACAAAUGUUCUUGAAGGAAUUGGUCUUAUAGAGAAGAAGCUUAAGAAUAAUAUUCAGUGGAAGGGACUCGAUGUGUCAAGACCUGGGGAUGCUGAUGAAAAUGCUUCCGCUUUACAGGCCGAAGUUGAAAACCUUUCCAUUAAGGAGCGAAUGAUAGAUGAGCAAAUAAGAGAAAUGCAGGAAAGACUAACAGAACUGAGUGAAAAUGAAGACAAACAGAAGUGGCUUUUCGUUACUGAAGAUGAUAUCAAGGGCCUACCAUGCUUCCAUAAUGAAACCCUAAUCGCUGUUAAAGCUCCACAUGGGACCACACUGGAAGUCCCUGAUCCUGAUGAGCAGACCGACUAUCCUCAAAGAAGAUAUAGAAUAGUGCUCAGGAGCACCAUGGGCCCAAUAGAUGUUUACCUAGUUAGUCAAUUCGAAGAGAAGUUUGAAGAAAUGAAUGAGGUUGAGCCAUCACCCCCUAGUUGUCUUCCCUCAACAUCAGGGUUCAAUAAGAAUGCAGAUGCAGCAGUGGCAACAUCAGAAGAUAGCAGAAGAGAAGAAAUUAAAACACGGGAACAAGAAUCUAACAGGAUGUGCUCAGAACUAAAUCCCUCAAACGACUUUGUGGGUGGGAUCAUGAAAAUCGUCCCAGAAGUUGACAGUGAUGCAGAUUACUGGCUUUUAUCGGAUCCGGAUGUUAGUAUGACAGACAUGUGGUCAACAGAGGCGGCUGGUCUUGAAUUGGGUUACUUGGGUAGACUGGAUGAUGAACAAUACCCAGUUGUUGCAAACAUGGGUGCACUAUCUCCUCAAACUCCACAGCCAAAUCCAAAUCCAAAUCCAUCGGUUAGAUGAGACUGGAAGGUUUUAUUGAUGGUGAAAAUGUAAAGUUAGACUUCAAGGUCCAAUUUAUUUCAUUUAUUAGAUGUAAACACUUAGAAGAAGAUAGUUCUAUGGCCAUUGUAACUUAGCUGUACUCCUUAAGUAAUGUAAAACUAAAUCUUGGGAUUUUUUCUUAUUCAAAUAAAUUUAUCCCCUAGGUCCAUUUUCUUUU
This is a messenger RNA of Impatiens glandulifera, 1958 nucleotides long. RefSeq names its product transcription factor E2FB-like. The record is from RefSeq and is a predicted model, not a curated record. Gene Ontology annotation, cellular component: RNA polymerase II transcription regulator complex. The coding region runs from base 341 to 1759 and encodes 472 amino acids. Gene Ontology annotation, molecular function: DNA-binding transcription factor activity, RNA polymerase II-specific; RNA polymerase II cis-regulatory region sequence-specific DNA binding; protein dimerization activity. The transcript is spliced from 14 exons. Gene Ontology annotation, biological process: regulation of transcription by RNA polymerase II. NCBI's taxonomy places the organism in Eukaryota, Viridiplantae, Streptophyta, Magnoliopsida, Ericales, Balsaminaceae.